This is a messenger RNA of Oncorhynchus kisutch (coho salmon), 1738 nucleotides long. It is a transcript of the gene fndc3ba, whose product is annotated as fibronectin type III domain containing 3Ba. Lineage: Eukaryota; Metazoa; Chordata; Actinopteri; Salmoniformes; Salmonidae. Gene Ontology annotation, molecular function: protein binding. The record is from RefSeq and is a predicted model, not a curated record.
CUCUUUGUCAUUUAACUCCCUCUCUGUCUCUCUGUCUCUCUCUCUCUCUCAAGGUAGGCCAGGCCAGUGUGUGUAUCCAUGAAUGUACGUCACCAUGAUGAUGACCGACCAGCUGAUGGACUUAGCUCCGCCUCCGCUGCUGAACGGGGAGCUGCCGCUGAUGCAACACAUGGUUAAUGGAGACGCAGCGCAACAGGUGAUCCUGGUACAGGUGAAUCCAGGGGAGACCUUCACCAUCAGAGCGGAGGACGGCUCGCUGCAAUGCAUCCAGGGUCCUGCUGAGGUCCCAAUGAUGUCCCCCAAUGGAUCAAUCCCCCCCAUCCACGUCCCCCCAGGAUACAUCUCCCAGGUGUUAGAAGACAACACAGGAGUGCGUCGGGUGGUCGUCACCCCGCAGUCUCCUGAAUGUUAUCCCCCUUCGUACUCCCCCGCUCUCUCCCCCACGCACCACCUCCCGCCGUACCUCACCCACCCCCACUUUAUCCCCAACUCUCACUCCUUCUAUCCCCCUGUGAGUCCUGGAGACCUGCCCCCCCACCAGUACUACCAACACCACCUCCCGCCCAUAUAUGGAGAAGAGAUAAUCCCAGUGUAUGGCAUGUCCAGCUACGUUGGCAGAGAGGAGAGCUAUAACAAGCCCCAGCCUAAGAAGAUGAAGGAGCAGAGACAGCUGGAGCGACAGAACAGACUCAACUCUCCCCCCUCCUCCCUGUACAAGUCUCUGGGCUCCAGCCACAAUGGAUACAGCGGGAAGAGCCACGUCCCUUCGCUAGGGUCGUUGGGGUCAAUGGGUGGAGCUAACAGUCCAGGAGGGAAGAAGCCGGAACGACGACAACUACGGAGCAGCCCAAGGAGCAACGAGCCAGACACACACACACAAUCACCGCAAGAUCACGACUCAGAGGCAAAGAGAGUUCAGGAAGUGCUCUCCGCCAUCGACAAACCACAGGUGUCCAACGUGCACGCGCGGGGUGCUAGGUUGUCCUGGGUUCCCCCGGUCGGGCUGGUGAACCGGUUCAGCAACAGCCAGUCUCUCACCUACGAGGUCUCUCUGUCCGACAAGGGACGGGACGGCAAAUACAGACUUAUAUACAGUGGAGAGGAGUUGGAGUGUCAUCUAAAAGACCUGAGGCCAGCUUCAGACUACCACGUACGAGUCAGCGCGGUGUGUAACUCUAACUUGAGGGGUGUGUGUUCGGAGACGGGGUCGUUCACAACACACACCUGCCCCCCCGACCUGCCCUUCCCCCCCAAACUAUCUCACCGCACCAAGAGCACCCUCACACUGCAGUGGAAGCCUCCAGUCGACAACGGAUCCAAAAUCACAAACUACCUUCUGGAGUGGGAUGAGGGAAAGAAGAACAGUGUAUUUAGAGAAUGUUACUUUGGGAGCCAGAGACACUGUAAACUGACCAGACUCUGUCCUGCUGUGGGCUACACCUUCAGAGUGGCUGCUCACAACGACAUAGGCACCAGUGGUUUCAGUACGGAGGUUGUGUUCUACACUACAGGUACGCUGCCCUCCUGCCCCCUGGCACCGCGGCUGCUGCGGGCGGGAGUCUCCUGGGUCACUCUAGAGUGGGGCCGUCCCGAGGGCAGCGCCAACGAGGAACUAAUCACAUACACACUCGAGAUCCAGGAGGAUAAUACCGGAACAGACUUUCAUCCGAAGUACACUGGAGACAACCUAACCUCCACAGUGCAAGGCCUGAAGAGGAGCACACAGUACAAAUUCAGG